Linum trigynum is the source of this 2543-nucleotide messenger RNA. Lineage: Eukaryota; Viridiplantae; Streptophyta; Magnoliopsida; Malpighiales; Linaceae. The record is from the annotation of a GenBank genome assembly.
UUUCCAUCCCGCAAUUCAAACCUCAACAAUAUAGAAACAGAGUCCCCCUCCUCCUGUCUUCUCAAAGUCCUCUGCCUUUCUUCAUUUUCUUCUCACAAGCAAUGGCCAACAGCAACCACGGCGAUGUCAGACUCAUCGGCGCCUGGGCGAGUCCGUUCGUGAUGCGCCCCAGGAUCGCCCUCAACAUCAAAUCCGUCAAGUACGAGUUCAUCGAGGAGCAAUUCGGUUCCAAGAGCGAGCUCCUGCUCAAAUCCAACCCUGUCCACAAGAAAAUCCCCAUCCUUCUGCACAACGACAAACCCAUCUGCGAAUCCAACAUCAUCGUCGAGUACAUUGACGAGGUCUGGUCCUCCGGCCCUUCUAUCCUCCCCGCCGACGCCCACGACCGCGCCGUCGCGCGCUUCUGGGCUGCCUACGUCGACGAAAAGUGGUUUCCGAACUUGAAGGGGGUGAUAACUGCAGCAAACGAGGAGGAGAAGCACGCAGCUGUGGAUGAGCUGAGGGAAGUUGUAGUACAGAUGGAAGGAGCGUAUGGAGAGACGAGCAAAGGGGAGGAUUUCUUCGGCGGGGACAAGAUUGGGCUUGUGGACAUUGCAUUUGGGAGCAUGUUGGGAUGGGCGAGAGCCAUUCAAGUGAUGGCUGGAGUGAAGCUUCUUGAUGAGGAGAAGACGCCUGGUUUGGUGAAAUGGGCUGACAAGUUCUCUGCCGAUCCGGCUGUUAAGGAUGUCCUUCCUGAAGCUGAGAAGCUCCUCGAGUUUUCCAAGCUCCUCAGUGCCAAAUUCAAAGCUGCAGCAGCCUCCUCUUAGAACAUAGAGCGAUAUUUGGGCGUUUGUUGUAUUCUGGGUCUGGGUUUUUUUUUUCAGCGUUAUGUUUGUAGUUUCAUGUUGAGUGAAUAGCUAUCCUUUUUUAUGUUUUACUCUGUUUUGGUCACUGAACAGAGUAACUAUAGCAUUUGUUUCUUUAACUGUCUUUGCACUUUAUGGUAUUGGUUGGUGAUACGUAUGAAUUAAUUAUUUUGAAAUUAUAGAUAGAUGCAAACCAUAAAGAUCAAACAGAUCAAAUCGUUGCUUAAAGAUCACCUCACGAGUCACUGUCUUUCCAGUUUCCACGUUAUAUGGAAUUAAGGUGCACUGCAACCACCAACUGUCGAGAAAAUAAAAAUCCCCACAACUUGAAUAGUCAACCGAAGACCAAAAUCUUUUCAUUAUUUUGAAAAUUUCUACAUUUUAUAAGUUUUGAAAAGUUCGACAACAAGUUGUCAGGUGAAAUUCAAGUUAAAUUACGGUAUUAAUCCAUUGUUGCUUCAAACAAAAUUUAGACUCCGUGCAAAAUUUUAGCUGAUUUGAGAGGUUAAUUCGAGUUUAAUAAUUAAUUCGAAUUCUAUUUGUCUUAUAAAAGGAGAAUAAUUUAAAAUCACAAGCCUUAUACCAUUGUUGCAAAUAAUGCACAUCGAAUUGCAGUAUUGAAUGUGUGGAAGUGAUACCGAAUUAUUGACAUUGAUAGUAUAACUACCAUAAAACAACAAUAUUUUUCCACAUAGAAGUUCUGAGUGAAUAUGGAGCACAUGUGUCAUUAAGAGAGGGGUAAAUAUGAAAUGUUGAGUGAUGUUGGUUUGCCGAAUGCAUAUUGAAAAGGCGCAACUAAUGUAAACAGGUUUAAAUGGUGUCCCGACCUACUAAAUGCUCAACCAUCGUCGUCUCUCCAAACCUUCCCACCGGACUCGACAACCGCCUAACAUCCUCCACCUAUAUUGUUACGCAAAGCAAUUUUUAAAGGGGUAAAUAUGGAAAGGUUGAAUGUUCUUACUUGGAGAGCUGACUUGUGGGUUAUGUAAUUAGUUUCUUUGACAGUAAUGUGUGUUCUCUUAACAUCAGUUCAUUUGGUUGAUUUUCUAGAUUGACUUUUGAGUUGAUUAAAGAUAAACAGUGUCUCGGCUUCCGGCCUACUAAACGCCCAACCAUCGCCGUCUAUCCAAAACUUCUCAUCGGACUCGACAACCGCCUAACCUCCUUCACCUAUAUUGUUACGCAAAGCAAUUUUCGGAGGGGUAAAUAUGGAAAGGUUGAUUGUUCUUGCUUGGAGAGCUUACUUAUGAGUUAUUUAGUUUCUUUGACAGUAAUGUGUGAUCUCUUAACAUCAGUUCAUUUGGUUGAUCUUCUAGGUUGACUUUUGAGUUGAUUAAAGAUAAAUAGCUAUACUUUUUGUUGCUUUUGUUAUGACGGUUCUUUUCAGUAUCAUCAUUUGUUAUGACGGUUCUUUUCAGUAUCAUCAUUUUUAUGAUUUGAAAUGUUUCUGAUUUGAAAUAUCCGCCUGGAAUAUAUUGACGGGAUCUUUGUUUAUCAAAACCGCGUGCCAAGUAAGCUCCCUCCUUAAUCGUUAUAUUUUUCUUAAUCUGCACAUGCACACCCUCAUAGGAAACAUGUAGAGAAUUGUAAUUUAGGUGCUUCAUUAGUGUUGUUUUCAUAUGAUUGUAUUAUCUGAGGUGGUUGUUCUAAAAUUGUGAAUCGUGAUUGUAUCUCCUCUAAGAAAUUGUCAAGUUAAAC